Acipenser ruthenus (sterlet) is the source of this 1917-nucleotide messenger RNA. Its product is annotated as hydroxycarboxylic acid receptor 3-like. The transcript has a single exon. The record is from RefSeq and is a predicted model, not a curated record. Gene Ontology annotation, molecular function: G protein-coupled receptor activity. NCBI's taxonomy places the organism in Eukaryota, Metazoa, Chordata, Actinopteri, Acipenseriformes, Acipenseridae. Gene Ontology annotation, biological process: G protein-coupled receptor signaling pathway. Bases 322 to 1311 code for a protein of 329 amino acids. Gene Ontology annotation, cellular component: membrane.
GACUUUAGUCAAAACAAAACAAAAAAAAAAACUAAAGAGCCACUAUCAGACACGGUGUCAAUACAUAUUAUUGAUAAAGUCGAAUGCACACACAUCAGGGAAUUUUAGAAAACAAGUUCUUUUUUCUUUCCUUUGCUCUGUGAGGUCAUUCCCAUUUCCAUGAACCACUAAUAGGUCUGUGCACAUCUGCAUACACACGCAGUGCAGCAUAUAAAAAGACUCCAGCAACAGAACUGUCAACCAUAGACACAACACACAGCUUCCCAUUCAGCAGGCACAGGACAGCUCUGCAGGUACCAUUUGCCUUAAUUCAGUUCAGCGAUGGAAAACCAGUCGUGCUGUGCAUUUCCAGAGCCAAUCUUAGACGUCACCCUGCCACCUGUGCUUAUAUUUGUGUUUGUAUUUGGUACCAUAGGCAAUAUAAUUGGCUUGUGGAUGUUCUUUUUUCUAAUGAAAACCUGGAAACCGAACAGCAUUUACCUGCUGAAUCUGGCAGUGGCAGACACAGUCGUCAUAUUUUGCCUUCCCUUCCGCGCAGAUUACUACAUGAGACUGAAGAACUGGAUCUAUGGAGAUGCCUCUUGCAGGAUACUGCUGUUCAUGCUGGCUGCAAACAGGGCUGCCAGCAUCUUCUUCCUUACUGCCGUUGCGGUCGACCGUUACCUAAAGAUUGUCCACCCUCACAACAGAAUCAACAAGAUGACUUUGUGGUACGCGGUAUGUGUUUCGUGUGGCCUGUGGGGGCUCAUCUUCGCAAUGACCGCUUACCUCCUCUUUGAACCUCACCUGUUUCUGCAGAACAACAGAACGCAAUGCGAGAGCUUCAACAUCUGCCCUGGCACUAACCCAUCAGCAAUGUGGCACAACACUUACUACGUGCUCCAGUUCCUCGUGCCUGUGUGCAUUAUUGCGUACUCUACAGCCCGCAUAGCCUGGCAGCUUAGAAGCAAGACAAUAGAUAAGACUGGCAAAAUCAAGAGAGCUGUACACUUUGUAAUGGCUGUUGCCAUCGUUUUCGUCAUUUGCUUCAUCCCCAGCAGUAUGUCCAGAGUAGCGGUCUUUAUCCUAAAGUCUCAGUAUUCAGAAUGCAGUUAUUUCAGGGAAGCCAACCUGGCUUUUUAUACCACAAUUUGCUUCACUUACUUCAACAGCUUGCUGAACCCAGUGGUGUAUUACUUCUCAAGCCCUGUAUUCAGUAAGGAGUUUAAAAAAGCUUUCAACAAACUCCGGGGUCGAACAUCUGCAGAGGAUGGUGAUCAGUCAACACAACCAGGGACCAACUCAACCUCAACUGAACAUACCAGGAGUUAGAUAGCAAGGAUCCCUUCAUAACGAUGAAAGCGUUUGUGUGUGAACUAGGGGUGUAGAGAAUGUAAUCCUUUUAAUAGAAUUAUUGUGAAGGUAUGUGUUGUAGCACAGUAAGGUAAAAUAAGCUAGUGGGUUAUUAUGUUUUCUAAUUAAAAACAAUAAAGUGUAUAUUUUAAUGUACUUGUUUAAUCUUAUUUCUGGGUGCUUGUGAUUUAUAAUAGUUUGUUAUUUUCUCAUUAAAGAUGUUUUCUUUCCUGAUAAAUGUGUAGUAAAAAAAAAUAAAUAACAAACAAAGACUCCAACAGAAAUGAUUAAACCAAUUGAAAUGUAAGUUUAUAGUGAAUGCAGUCUGUAGAAUGAUUGAAAUAAUAAUUUAAUAAAGAUAUAGAAAUGUAGCAAAUUGGAAAGCAUUGGAAACCGGCAUUGUACAUGUACUGUAACUCUUAUUAAAUUACUAAAGUACUUCAAAAUGGGUCUUUUCUUGCAAAGAGUGUAAAAAUAAUGGUCACAUAGACUUUGUUCAACAAAAAGCUUUCGUACAAAAGUGUAGUUAUUAAUUUAACAGUGCGUAUCUGAACUCUAAUUAUUGAAACAAAUACAAAAAGUAAU